Molecule: messenger RNA, 1448 nt
Organism: Syzygium oleosum
Lineage: Eukaryota; Viridiplantae; Streptophyta; Magnoliopsida; Myrtales; Myrtaceae
Product: tetraspanin-2
Exons: 2
Coding region: 336-1145 (269 amino acids)
Biological process (GO): auxin-activated signaling pathway
Cellular component (GO): plasma membrane; plasmodesma
Source: RefSeq, a predicted model, not a curated record
UGUGCACAGAGACAGAGACAGAUGUCAAGGCAAGCAUCUUUAAUCAGUAGACCUUGCUCUCCCUUAUUAUGCGACUUGUUGAACUUUCUGGUUUAAUAAUGAUUUACAAUGACUCUUUGGACACUCACUAAUAUGAACCCAAUAAAGAAUCCUUUGCCCUACCGCUUAGCCAAUCCCAAAAUCAACCAACCAACACUUCCUCUUCACUCUUCCCCACACCUCCCCACAUCCUUAAAGUUCUAUUGCACUUCCCCCACAGAGAACUUCCCAGAUCCCGUCUUCUCAAAUCCCACUCUCUCCUUCACAAAAUUCCCAGUUCUCUCAGCACCAAAAUCAUGGGUGUGAGCAACAAAAUCACAGCGGUACUCAACUUCGUAGCCCUCCUCAGCUCAAUUGCCAUAAUUGGUGCAGGCUUCUGGCUUUCUUCAAAGGCAGACAACCAGUGCACCCACUUCUUCAGAUGGCCAGUCCUCAUCGUGGGCAUUCUGCUUUUGGUAGUCUCUCUCUGUGGCUUCAUUGGCGCUUUCUGGAACAAGAAAGGGUUCUUGGUCUUCUACCUCUUCUGUAUGGCACUGCUCAUAGUCCUCAUCCUCAUACUCCUCGUGUUUGCCUUUGUGGUGACAAGGCCUGAUGGGAGCUACUCUGUGCCUGGGAGAGGGUAUAAAGACUACAGGCUUGGUGGGUUCUCUUCUUGGUUGAGGGACCACGUGACAAAUUCUGGGAAUUGGGGAAAGAUCAGGAGGUGUAUUGCUGAGUCUGAUGUUUGUGUGAAGUUGGAUCAGGAGUAUGUGACUGCUGAUCAGUUCUUUGCUGCUCAUAUCUCCCCUCUUCAGUCUGGGUGUUGCAAGCCACCAACAGUGUGUGGCUACACAUACAUGAACCCAACAAUGUGGCUGAACCCAGUGAACCCCAAUGCAGACCAAGAUUGCUACUUGUGGAACAACGACCAGACCCAACUCUGUUACAAUUGCCAUUCAUGCAAGGCUGGUCUCUUGGGCAACCUGAGGAGUGAAUGGAGGAAGGCCAAUGUUAUCCUGAUCGUGGCCGUGGUUAUCCUCAUCUGGGUUUACCUCAUCGCCUGCUGCGCCCUCCGGAAUGCGCAGACCGAAGAGCUCUUCCGCCGCUAUAAGCAGGGUUGGAGUUGAUCUAUGCCUGAUUGCAACGGCACCCGGAUUCAUUUCUCUUUCUUUGUUUUAAUUUCUCCACUUUUCCCACUCUGUCAAUUUCCCACUUUUUCAGAUUCCCAGUUUCUCAGGACAGCCUAGUUAUGGAGUAUUGUGUUGUAUAUUCUUUAUCCUCUUCUAUCUAGAGUAUACAAGCCAGAGCAGAAAAUAAGCAAAGGACUGAUUUCGACCAAGUCCGAAUUUUGUCCUGAAUAAUGUAAAGCAAGAACUAGUGGCAUGCCAAUUGUGGAAGCUCUUAGUUUACUGGCACAUGCUUAUGUUUCA